AUGGAUUUGAAAAAUUCUGCUCUUAAUAAGCCCCAGUCUGACAGAGAACCCCAUGUAAAGCCAGAGGAGUUUGAUUCUCGGUACACUCCAGGGGAGCUGCUGGGAGAAGGAGGCUUUGGGUCUGUCCGUGCAGGAGUACGUAAGGCAGAUGGCAUACAGGUUGCCAUUAAACGUGUGCCCAAGAGGCGUUAUGACAAAUUCAUCACCAUUCCCGGAGAGACACACAGCCUCCCACUGGAGGUGGCGUUAAUGAAAAUGGUUUCCAAGCCAUUUCUCUGUGAGAAUGUGUUGGAGCUGUUAGAGUGGUUCGAGAUGUCUGAUUGCUACUUCUUUAUCCUGGAGUGGCCCAGCCCCUGCAUGGACGUCUAUGAAUUCUGCAAACUUCACAAAGGUCGAUUGUCAGAACCACUGGCUCGACACAUCAUGCGUCAGGUGGUUCAGGCUGCUCGUCACUGCUGUGACUGUGGUGUUCUUCACCGCGAUAUCAAGGCGCAGAAUCUUCUGAUCAACACUGACACUCUGGACGUGAAGUUGAUAGACUUUGGCUGUGGGGAGUUGCUCAAAGACACCCCCUACACAAGAUAUGCAGGCACUUUGGCUUUCUGUCCACCCGAGUGGAUAUGUGAGGGAAAGUAUUUGGGUCGUCCUGCUACCAUCUGGAGUCUGGGUGUACUCCUGUUUGACCUUGUCUGUGGAGACUUGCCUUUUCAUACCGACGAAGACAUUGUUUUUCAGAACCUGCCCUUUGCUCAUGGUCUGUCUAGAGGUUGCUGUGAUCUGAUAUGGUGGUGUCUGGCACGAGAUCCUCAUGCUCGGCCAACAUUUGAGGAACUCAUCAGCCACAAAUGGUUUGCAGGACUUCAGAACAAAGUCAAGACACAGCUUUAA
Molecule: messenger RNA, 888 nt
Organism: Pangasianodon hypophthalmus (striped catfish)
Lineage: Eukaryota; Metazoa; Chordata; Actinopteri; Siluriformes; Pangasiidae
Product: serine/threonine-protein kinase pim-1-like
Exons: 7
Coding region: 1-888 (295 amino acids)
Biological process (GO): regulation of mitotic cell cycle; protein autophosphorylation; negative regulation of apoptotic process
Cellular component (GO): cytoplasm
Molecular function (GO): protein serine/threonine kinase activity; ATP binding
Source: RefSeq, a predicted model, not a curated record